GCGAGAGACAUUCUCUGCCGCAAUGAAAUACAGAUUAGUAAAACAUUCCUCGACAAGACCGCGGAACCGCCCGUAACUAUAAGAAAAUCUUAAUUCAAUCCUGUCACCUUACUUCCAACAUGCAAGGGACUGACCGGGGAUAUCUUGAUCCAAGAGCAAAGUUAACAGGAAAUUUUCUGAACUUUUGCCACUGCGCUAUCUCCGUGACUCAUGUGCUAUGAUUGUCACGUUACAUCGCGAGAGAGCUACUAAAACUGGUUGUGCCCUUAUCUCUCUCCCUAGCUGAUCGCCCCGAGAACCAAACCGCUCACCCAAGGAAAAAAAUGCCGUCACUGUGGUCGCAGAUCAGUAUGGCUUCGGCAGAACCCGUACCGUUAACCACCCGUGAAGCCGCAUCCGGGCUCCUGGGAUCGAUCUCUUUGACUUGCUGGAUCUUUGUUCUGGUGCCUCAACUCAUCGAGAAUUAUCGCAAUGGCAACGCAGAAGCCAUCUCUCUUGUAUUUUUAUUCGUUUGGUUCGUUGGUGACGUAACCAACUUAAUCGGAGGCCUUUGGGCUGGGCUGGUCCCCGUCAUUGUGGCUAUCGCAGUCUACUUCUGUAUCGCGGACGGUGUUCUUAUCGGGCAAUGCCUGUACUAUAAGGCGCGCAACUCGCGUCUUCAGACCUUCCAUCGCCGACGUUCCUCCGUCGAAACACCCGACCCGACCACCCCCUUGCUGGGUCGGCGCUUUAGCGACAGCGUUCAUGAUGCGCCGGCUUCACGUCGCCGGUCAUGGACGUCGCAACACCGGGAUGGCCAUACCAAUGGGCCCGACGACACGCUGGCGAAAAUUGUCGAGGAAAACGAGGCCGGUCUCAAUGCCUGGGUUAAGAACUUCAGCAGUGUACUGGCUAUCUGCGUGAUUGGAAUGGGUGGAUGGACGAUCGCAUGGCAAUCUGGUGUCUGGAAGCCGGCGCCUCCGGAGAAUGAUAGUGCCACUGAGAUUGCCGUUGGGGCCCAGGUGGUUGGAUACUUCAGCGCCAUCUGCUAUCUGGGUGCACGUCUUCCGCAGAUCUAUAAGAAUUGGAAAGACAAAUCGUGCGAGGGACUCUCACUUUUGUUCUUCAUUCUCUCCCUUUUGGGAAAUCUAACUUAUGGCGCUGGGAUCCUCUGUCAUUCAACGGAUAAGAACUAUAUCGUUACGAAUAUCCCUUGGCUACUUGGAUCACUAGGCACGAUGGUUGAGGAUAUUGCGAUUUUCAUACAGUUUCGUCUAUAUGCGGUUGCGGACUCUACUACAACCGCAGCACGACCAUGAUCGAUUUCUUUUUUACCCCUUCACAAGGAGUCACGCUAAUAGUUUAGCGCGUUGAUCGACUUUCAACGGGAGCGAAGCCGUGUACCCGUUAUCGAUUGUCCAUAUCAAAAGUCUCAAGUGUCUCUGAUCACAAAAAAAGUUGCGGGGUUUAUAGGUGGUAUGGCGUUUGUACUAUAUUUGUAUCUACUACUUAUGUGUUGACCAUAGAGCGGGCAAUGGGAGCAAACGGGAAUUAUCAAUAGUUUUUAUACAGACAAUGCAGACAGAAAC
Messenger RNA from Aspergillus alliaceus, 1568 nucleotides. Its product is annotated as PQ-loop repeat-containing protein. NCBI's taxonomy places the organism in Eukaryota, Fungi, Ascomycota, Eurotiomycetes, Eurotiales, Aspergillaceae. The record is from RefSeq and is a predicted model, not a curated record. Gene Ontology annotation, cellular component: fungal-type vacuole membrane. Gene Ontology annotation, biological process: basic amino acid transmembrane export from vacuole. The transcript is spliced from 5 exons. The coding region runs from base 324 to 1298 and encodes 324 amino acids.